UUAUGAUAGGAAUGUUUACUUCCGUUUAAUGUUUGGAGGGAAAAUUGAUUGCAUAAAAUGAAGAUUGUCACCUUGUUAAUGAUAUUGGUUAACAUAUCUAUGGAAAUCUAAUCAUAUUUGAAUUGUAAAACUACCCGUUAUGUCUAGACGAGGCAAAAAGAGGGUUGAUUACUCUCACUUUGGAAUGCUGGAUGAAGAUGAUGAUGAUUUUGCUGAAUUUACUCCUCCUGCAUCCAAAAAGAUCAAGACAUCCUCUUCAAAACCUGAGGGAAAACCCAAAGACAAAACUUCAAGUAAAAAUGAGAAAAACAAGAACAGUAGAACAGAGAGAAAAUCCUUAAAUCGUCCUAGAGUAGACGAUGAACUUUUUGAAAAUGAACUUCAAAUGGCAUUGGAAAUGUCCAUGAGUGAAUCACAGGAAGUGAAAGAAGAGAGCCCUCUGGUGGACAGUAAUAAAGAAAAUAAAGUGGAGGCCAAGGUGGAAUCCUUAGAGCAUGCAAAGAAAGGAGAAGAUUCCCCUAAUGUUGUCAGUGUAGAUGAUGAAGUGAAGGAAGAUAACAAACCACAUAAACCAGCCAAUACCAGUGAUGAUGAAAUAGAGGUAAUAGCCACAGAUAUUACAGAAAGCAUUAAACCUAGGAGAACACCAGCCCCUAAAAAAUCGAAACAGCAGGAAGAGAGUGAUUUUGAAGAUGAUAUGGAUGAUGUUUCUAGUGAUGAUGACGACGAUGAUGAUGAAGAUUACAGUGGAGCGGACAGUGAUUUUGAUGACUGUAAAAAGAAAUCCAAGUCUAAAGCAAAGACAAAACAACCAAAAAAGUCAGCAGCACCAGCAAAAGUGAAAGCAGCACCCGUCUCUAAAGUGAAAGUAGCAACAGGAAAGACUUCUAAGCCGAGUGUGCCAAAAUCAUCGGUGAAAACCCCCACCCUGAAAACGUCUAGUACAGCUAAACCUUCAUCUUCAGUGACCAGACCUAGCCCUGUCAACAGACCUCCCCUGACCAGUCCCUCACCCAGAUGGAACCCUCCAGGUCCUGCAGGAAACAAGAAAAGUGACACAUCCUCUAUAUGUUCUCCAACCUCAGGCUUAAGACUCGGGCUAUCACGGAAUAUGAAACUCAAACCACUGCACCCCAAUCUCCAAGUUCAACACUGAUAAAGUCAAUUAGUGUUUUUACAGAAUUUAGUACUUGUGAAUAAUAGAAAUGUGCAUGGAAGAUCAACGCAUACUGGUCCAAUAGAUUCUACACACAAUGCAAAUGGGAAAUUUUGCUUGUGCAUAAUUUUUUUUAGAUCAUGGUGUAUGAGGAUACUUUAAGAAUAAGUUUGUUAAUCACAAUUCUAUGAAUACAUGCAAAGCUUUAAUUAUUUAAAGUAUUUGUUUAUCUCCACAAUAUUAAAUAUCUGAUCAAAUUACUCCAAUAUUUUAUUGGUGGCCCCUUAAAAACAGAAUUUUUUUUCUACACAAUUUUAAUGCAAAAUUACAGUUGUAAAUGAAUAUUUACUUGAAAAAUUGAUCUCUCUAAUACAUAUGUAAAACGAUUUCCUAGACAUGGUACAUUUGAGCUGUCAUGGAGAAACAGAAUUAAUUUACACUUCUUUAAUUUUAAUAUUCAUUUAAAUAAAUAUGUAUAAAGGAGAAAUAGUAUUUUUUAAAAUACUAUUAGCAAUUUUUCCCAUGGUUACCAUUAACACUGUUCUGUCCUUUACCACUAAUAUAGGAUGGAUAGAAGAUAUGACACCUUGUCUUUGACUUGUAACUGAGGAUAACAUUUUAUUGGCAAAGUUGAUGUGGUUGUUUUAAUUUUAUUUGAGAUUUUAAAUAUGACAGUUUUGUUAUAUUUUUUCCAUCCUUGAUGCAGAUAUUUUCAUUAAACCCAUUUCUUACUUGAGGUUAUGAAAUAUAUAAAGAAUAUAUUUGGUAUAAUUCAAACCUCUGUAAUUUUUUAGCAUAGCAUUUGAAAAUAAAACAAGAUAAAAGCAAUCGUCUUUGGAUUGUGAUAAAAAAAAACUUUAAAAGAAAGAAUUUUUAAAUGUUCAAAUUAUUUAUUUUCUGAAUAAAUAGAAUUCUACAAAAGUCA
Saccostrea cuccullata (small rock oyster) is the source of this 2081-nucleotide messenger RNA. Its product is annotated as RAD51-associated protein 1-like. Bases 140 to 1156 code for a protein of 338 amino acids. The record is from RefSeq and is a predicted model, not a curated record. The transcript is spliced from 8 exons. Gene Ontology annotation, molecular function: DNA binding; structural constituent of chromatin. Gene Ontology annotation, cellular component: nucleosome. Gene Ontology annotation, biological process: nucleosome assembly. NCBI's taxonomy places the organism in Eukaryota, Metazoa, Mollusca, Bivalvia, Ostreida, Ostreidae.